Raphanus sativus (radish) is the source of this 945-nucleotide messenger RNA. RefSeq names its product jacalin-related lectin 8-like. NCBI's taxonomy places the organism in Eukaryota, Viridiplantae, Streptophyta, Magnoliopsida, Brassicales, Brassicaceae. The record is from RefSeq and is a predicted model, not a curated record. The transcript has 5 exons. Gene Ontology annotation, molecular function: carbohydrate binding. Bases 1 to 945 code for a protein of 314 amino acids.
AUGUUGAUCUUCUAUCUCAUUCUCUUAAUUCUCUCAUCUGCCAUUUUAGAUUCAUCUGGGUUCACAAUGGCCCAAAAGUUGGAAGCAAUUGGUGGGAAGGGCGGUAAACUUUGGGAUGAUGGACCCGACCAUGACCAGGUCCCAAAGGUUUAUAUACGAGGUGGUCAUGAAGGCAUUCACUACAUCAAAUUCGACUAUGUGAAGAACGGAAACUCCAUAAAUGCAACGAUUCAUGGUGGUUUGGCCGAUGGUUUUACACAGACGUUAGAGCUUGCCAAUGACAACUACGAACAAAUUGCAUCGGUUGAAGGUUACUAUAACGAAAAGACAGGUGUGAUGCAGGCACUCCAAUUUAAAACCAACCUCAAGACUUCAGAAUUUAUUGGAUAUCAAAAAGGUACUAAAUUUUCACUUGGAGUCAGUGGAAAAAUCAUUACUGGCUUCCAUGGAUCUGCGGGGCAUAACCUCCGCUCUCUUGGAGCAUAUUUAAAGACUGCUCCUACCAGAUCGGAACUCCAAGGUGGCCCAGGAGGCGUAUAUUGGGAUGAUGGUCCUAAUUACGAUGGCGUAAGAGCAGUGCAUGUUACUUUUACUGAAACUCAUAUAAGGAGUAUGGACAUCGACUACGACCAAGACGGUCAAGUGGUACCUUGUUAUCACGGGAUGAAGAAUGGAGAAACACAAGGGUUUGCAGUGGACUUUCCUAAUGAAUAUAUGACGUCUGUGGAGGGUACCUACAACCAUAUACAUGAGGGUAACUAUUUGGUACUUACGUCGUUGACUUUCAAAACAUCAAAAGGAAGAACUUCUCAGACAUUUGGAUUGAUCACUGGUACCAAAUUCGUGUUGGAGAGUCAAGGCAAUGCCAUUAUAGGGUUUCAUGGAAGGGAUGGUGGGUCUUUUGAUGCUAUCGGAGUUUAUUUCGCUCCAGUGGUUCCAUCGUAG